Lachancea mirantina is the source of this 999-nucleotide messenger RNA. The record is from the annotation of a GenBank genome assembly. NCBI's taxonomy places the organism in Eukaryota, Fungi, Ascomycota, Saccharomycetes, Saccharomycetales, Saccharomycetaceae.
AUGGUCCGUUUCUCCGAGAGUCGUUUCCAUUCAAUCACAAUGUCUUCACACGAUCUUCCAGCUUCUUUUACUGGGACAAUUGACCUUGGUAUCAUUGGCGGUACCGGACUUUACAAGCUAGAAUGCCUUAAACCCAUCGCGGUGUUACCUGCGAUGCCAACACCAUGGGGGACGACUUCGUCUCCGAUAACGGUUUCCAAAGUUGUUGGUGAUGCAGAUGAGCAUUUCCACGUUGCGUUCAUUGCAAGACAUGGUCUACAUCAUCAGUUUCCUCCCAGCAAAGUGCCCUUCAGAGCGAACGUCGCUGCAUUGAAACAUUUAAAAUGCAAAGCAGUUCUGUCGUUUAGUGCCGUCGGGUCAUUACAACAGCAUAUCAAGCCCAGAGAUUUUGUUUUACCACAGCAAAUCAUUGACAGAACCAAAGGUAUCAGAGAGUCGUCUUUUUUCAACGAUAUCGGUUUAGUCGGCCAUGUGGCCUUCGGUGAGCCCUUCUCGAAGGCCUUUGCCCAAUACAUCCAUCAGUUUGCGCAUGUGAUCGACAACCCGGAGGCUACCGACGCUUGCGAGUUGCACUUCGAUGCUGAUACCACCGUUGUUUGCAUGGAGGGGCCUCAAUUUUCCACUAGAGCCGAAUCCAAAAUGUACCGUCUUUUGGGGGGCGAUGUGAUCAACAUGAGCGUUUUGCCAGAGGCAAAACUAGCACGCGAGUGUGAAUUGCCCUACCAGAUGGUUUGUAUGUCCACUGACUACGACGCCUGGAGAGACGAAGCAGCGCCUGUUGACGUUGCGACUGUUGUCGGAAAUCUAACCAACAAUGGUCGUAACGCCAAUGCACUAGCUUCUGCAAUUAUCACCGAGAUGGCCAACAAAAUGCCUGACUUCAUGUUGAGCGGUGACGGAUUGAAGGGCUCGGCCAAAGGCGGAAUCACUACAAAACCCCAUGCACUCUCGACGACUCAUCUCGAGCAACUCAAAUUUUUGUUUCCUGAGUACUGGUGA